AUCACAAUCACGAUCCUCUCCUGCACAACACUGACAUAUCCGCCUUCUGUAAUUGCUUUCCCCAAGUUUCAGUUCAGGUCUAUAUAUCUGAUGGUCUUCCGCCCGAUCACCCACGUUCCGGUCUAUACGCUAAAAAAUUGCUUUUCUUCAAUAGGUUUUUGUUCAAGCAGGCCUUGCGUGAGCUGUUGAAUUCACUUAAAGAGGAAAAGGGACCGUUCCAGCUCCCAACGUGCGUAAUAGCAGAUGGUAAUAUGUGUUUUGCCAUUGAUGUUGCUGAAGAGUUUGAAAUUCCUACUAUUACUUUUCGAACUUACAGUGCUCAUUGCUUGUGGAUUUACUUCCAUCUUUCCAAGCUUGUUGAAGAAGGGGAAGUUCCAUUUGGAGAUGAAAACCUUGACAAGCCUAUUUCUUGCAUUCCUGGGCUAGAAAAUAUUAUUCGUCGGAGAGAUCUUCCAGGCAUUUGUAGAUUUGAAAAAGCCGAUGACCCUAUAUUGCAGUUCUUCAUUAGAGAAACCUCUGCCUUCUCGAGCUUCUGGUCUUAUACUUUAAAUGAAAUUGAAGCCCCUAUGAUAACUAGACUGGGUUCUUUCUUCAACAUAAUUUACGCCAUUGGUCCUCAACAUGCUUUCAAGUCACGCAUCAAUAACUCUUCACCUUCAACUUCAUCCAAUGGUAUUUUAUGGGAAGAGGACAAAAAAUGUUUGACGCGGCUUGAUUCUCAACCGACAAGCUCAGUAUUAUAUGUUGGUUUUGGGAGUAUGAUAAGGCUCACUCGGGACCAAAUCUUGGAAUUCUGGCAUGGCUUAUUUAAGAGUGAAAAAUCAUUCUUAUGGGUCAUACGACCUGAUUUGAUUGGUGAUAUCAUAUUCUAUGGAGCUGGAAAAGGGCACCAAGGAAAGAGGGUUCAUCGUUAG
Pistacia vera is the source of this 914-nucleotide messenger RNA. RefSeq names its product 7-deoxyloganetic acid glucosyltransferase-like. The coding region runs from base 252 to 914 and encodes 220 amino acids. The record is from RefSeq and is a predicted model, not a curated record. The transcript is spliced from 2 exons. Lineage: Eukaryota; Viridiplantae; Streptophyta; Magnoliopsida; Sapindales; Anacardiaceae.